Panonychus citri (citrus red mite) is the source of this 1890-nucleotide messenger RNA. RefSeq lists its product as uncharacterized. NCBI's taxonomy places the organism in Eukaryota, Metazoa, Arthropoda, Arachnida, Trombidiformes, Tetranychidae. Gene Ontology annotation, cellular component: extracellular matrix. The transcript is spliced from 2 exons. The record is from RefSeq and is a predicted model, not a curated record. Bases 136 to 1776 code for a protein of 546 amino acids.
UUCACUUUCACUUUAAUUUUGUUUAUUUCCGUGAUCAUUUUAAUUGAAAUCACAAUCAACAAAUUUAUCACCGAUUCUCAUCAGUUAAACUAGAGAAGACACUAAUCCAUCAACAAUUAACCAACAAUCAACCAAAUGGAUUUAAAAUUUAUUCAAAUAAUUGUGCUUUUGAGCUGUGCAGCUUUGAGCUUUUGUGAGGUUAGUCAACAAAAAUUAACUGGUGAUGAAAGCUCAUUGAGCAGCGAUACUCAGGUAACGGAAUCAACUUUGACCUCCAGUGGGUCCGCUGGAUCCUCAUCCUUGUCCUCAUCUUCAUCUUCAUCUUCAUCUUCAUUAUCUUCAUCAUCCUCAUCAACAACAGCAUCACCUUCGCCUUAUUCAUUUGCAUACAACACAGCCGAUGUUUCUGGUAACCAAAUAGUCCGUCAAGAAGCUGGUGAUGCCAAUGGUGCAGUUAGAGGUCGAUAUGGUUACCGAGAUGCCGACGGUUUGUAUCGUACUGUUGAAUACAUUGCAGAUGCUAAUGGUUUUCGAGCAGCAAUCAGGUCAAACGAACCAGGUCUUGGUAACUCAGCGGACGUAAACGGAAUCCCAGCAAGUGUUUUUCUACAAACUGAGACCACUCCAACCAAAGUCGCAUCGAAAGUGGCCUCAGCAUCUUUGGCCAGACUCCGAGUUGCACAAAAUACUUUGGCCACAGCUUUACCUACAACAACAACGACUCGAAGACCAGUCGCAGUUUCUACUGCAGCCCCGACAGCUCGACCGAGUAUUUUGGCCUCGUUGACUCCUCUGUCUGCAACGAAAGGAGGUGCAACUGCUCCAGUUGGAAUCGCUGUUGCGAGAGUGACCCCUGUUGCUGCUGCUCGAGCUAAUUCAGUUCGACAAUCAGUUCGAUUACCAUCAACACUUCGACUAGUAAGUUCUCAGAUUGUUCCUCUACAACGAUUAGUCCCCUUAACAACAUCGACCACAACCACCACCACUACAACUACAACCGAAGCGCCAGCAACUGUAUCUCAACAGUUUUUAUCUGGACAACAAGAUGACCAACAAGUAAAAUCUUCAGAUGAACAAGUCGAAUCAGAUUCAUUGGGCUCCGACCAACAAGUACAAACUGACCAACAAUCAGCAUCAGAUGAUCAACAAGAACAAGCGAAAUUUGUCCAACCCGCUCAACCAAUUCAACCACAAACUGUACAACAAAAACAAAUAGACCAACAAACAGAUUCAUCUCCUGCUCAGCCAGAAGUAAACACCGAUAACGACGAGGCCGGAGAGUCACUUCCUUCAACACCCGUUCAACCUCAAAUUCAAAUUCAAACCCAAAUUCAACCACAGGUUCCACCUCAGGUUCAAAUUCAACCUCAAGUUCAAACACAAAUUCAACCUGAGAUUCGUGAAACUCAACCAGAAGCUCAACCCGAAACUCAACCAGACAUCCAGCCUGAGAUUCAAUCGGAAAUUCAGCCACAGAUCCAAACUCAGAUUCCAAUUCAGCCAUUGCCUCCACCAACCACUGGACCAGUCGCACAUGAAAAUCCAUUGUUAGUACGUUUCUUGGACGAAGAUUUGACUUACGAUUCUCUAGAGUUCCCACAUAUUGAACCUCAACCACGAACCAUCGCAGUUCAAACCGAUGACCAUCCCCUGAGUCGAUUGUACAGAAUCGUUCCACUUCCUCACCAUGAAAGUUUGAGACUCCACCAGGCGGGUGCUAAUAUGAUGUAUUUGACAAGUGCUCAAUCAUAUGGACCAAAUUAUCAAAACUAUUGAUGGUUCAAAUUUUAAUCUCUUGUAAAACUUGUCCAUAAAUUUCACUAACCAAAACAUUGUAUUUAUUUAACAUAAACUCGAUUUGUAAAAAAUUAAAAUCAAAAAGAGUUCUAA